Chara braunii is the source of this 1542-nucleotide messenger RNA. Lineage: Eukaryota; Viridiplantae; Streptophyta; Charophyceae; Charales; Characeae. The record is from the annotation of a GenBank genome assembly.
UGGACUUGUAUGUCAUUUUUGUCAACUGCCAGGCUACUUUAUACGCGAGUGUCCUUUCCGUAACCAGCCGAAUGGAGUUGAAAUGGAGGCCAGUAUCCGAAAUGAAAGAUCGGGAGACAAUCCUUCUUCUUCUUCUGCCAGUGGUGGCAUUCUCCCUGCUCCCGCACAAGGUUUUGUUACUUCUAAUGCUAUUGUUCCCUAUCAAGCUCCGCCGAAUAGGAGCUAUGGAGCAGCAAAUGGGCAGUCUAACUCCAACUACAACAACGGAGGCAAUUACUACGGCAGAGGAGCGUGAGCAGCGAAAGAGGGAGACCGCUCAACUGGCUUCUUUGGAGGAAGAAAAGAAGCGAAACCUGGCCGAGGAGGCCAAACGUGCGGAGGAGAAGAAGGCGAGAGAAUCGCAGGAGGCAAGGCUGGGGCACAUUGUGCGCUCCAGCAUGAAGGUAGUGUGUGAGUCGGCGCUGGGUAGGAAGGUCGAUCUUCCGGGAGAUGAGGAAUCUGAGGUUAGUAAGCUUCGAAAGGAAUUAGACGAGUUGAAGUCCAAAUGUGGAGGCAAUGUGGCUUCAUCAUCCUCUUCCAGCUUGGAGGUCCUAAGGAAAGAAAAGGAGGCCUUGCUUAAGGUGCAUGAUCAGAGCAGCGAGGAGCAGCGGUUACGGAAGGAGAUCGAGGAUCUGAAGGCUAAGAUCAACGGUCAUCAACCUGACAAGAGUCAGGAUGAAGUUCUGACUCUCAAACUCCAGGUGGCUGAGUUGGAACGGUUUCGUAAAGCGCUUGAGGAGAAGAGUUCUGAGGUUGCGACUUUGAAGGCUAAAAAUCUGCAUCUCCACGGUGAAUUCAAGGAGUUGCGUGAGGAGAUUAGCACUAUGCGUGAGGGGUGCAACCGCGCUGCCACCGGUGUUGUCGAAACCAGUCCUGUUGAAGCCCCGUCACGUGGCAAAGUCCGUAUUGACGACCAGCCACAAGCCAUGUACACUCCUAAAGAUCUUGAAGCUCUUCAGAAGGCGUACAAGAAUGCUUUGGUCGCCAAGGAGAUGGCUCUUCGUGAGGCUGAAGCUUGCAAGGAAAAAAUGGCUAGGAUGGGCGCUACCAAAUACCGCUUGUCAACGAGGAAGACCGCAUCAAGAAGGACGACUCCUAGGAACCUCAAAACAACCAUGAAUUUUGUCGAUGUUGCAUCUGAUGAGGAAAAGGAAGAGGGCGAGCCGAAGGAGGCCGAUAACGAGCGACCCUUGGCUGAUGUGGCGCACGAACUGGAGGUUGCAAUGAUGGCGAAGUUUCGUGAUAAGAGGCUGAAGGAAUUGCGAACAGGAAAGAAGGCAGAUCUUGAAAAAAAUUGUCUGGACGAAGGCAUUUCCUAUAUUAAGCUUGAUCAUGCCAAGGCAGAUGUUGCAGAGAUUAAGGCUCAACAAGAUUUUGACGAAUGGUUACUGGAGAAGAAAGCAAAUGGAGAAGAAGAUGAGGCGCCUCUGGAUUACGCCACCUCUACCGAAGACAUCCAUGAUGAGUGAGGAGGCGCCCUGAGUGCAUCAUAUCUUUGAAACU